UAAGAAGUUUCCUUCAAAAAUGAGGUUUUCAGUUUUGAAAGUUUUGAUCAUGAACAUACGAUUUUGUUUCGCAAAAAACAAUUUUUGGAGAAAGGAUUUUCUUAUCAUGUUGUGUUCAAAAAUGAUGCGAUUGCAUCUUCUAUUCUGGAAAUGCAGUUCACAAUUUAUUUUAAAUCGUAGGCCAUCUGGAGGCAAAUAGCCCCAUUUUAGCCUCGAUAAAAUCAAAUAGGUAUGUUUAUUGUUUUUUGACAUCAUUGUAUGUAGAUGAUUGAGAUGUAUUUCUUCACUUUCACGGUUUACUUUUAGUCAAUUUUGUCUCAUUUGUCAUCUCCAUUGCUAAAAGCAACGAAAUCUCAAGGGACAAAAAUGGUUAAUUUCUUCAAAACGAACAACGAAACCUUUUGGUGACUCAGUCACUAAUUUUACUUUUUCCCCUUUAUUUUUUCAAGAACAUGAAGAUGCAAAAGGCAGCUUUGGGAAAAAAAAUAAUUGAAAGCCCUGCCAUGAUUUAAAUUUUUCAGAACACUAAAAAUGUCAUAAAUUGAUGAAAAAAAUUUAGUAAUUGGUUAUUACUUAUUAUUUAAGAAAAACACAUUUCUCGUCACACUUGAAUUUUAGGUAACAUUAAGAGGCCAAUUUUGGCGUAAAUGAGGAUAAUGGGAUAUUUUUUAAGAACUCAAAUUUUUCAAAAAAAUGUCUCGGAAUCCCAAAAUGAGUUAUUGGGCAGCUAUACAACUCCAAAAAUCGUCUCCAAGUCAUAUUCGAACUGCCUGCGUGUUUUUCAAGACCUCUUUUGACGUGAGCAAGAAAACGUGUGUAUUUAUAUCCUUUUUUUUUUCAAAAAAAAUGUCCUAAAAUCUGUGAAUGUGCGAUUGGUUAGCCACAAAUCUCGGGAUCUUCUUUCUUAAUUCCAAGUUAUUUUUUUUUCUAUCAUCAUAUUUUGAGUGCUACUCAAUAUUACUGACAAAAUGUAGGUAUUUUUAGGCCGAAAUCGCUUCAUAUAAAUAUCUUGAAAUCUCGAAAAUGCUCCAUGCACGAUAGGAUAGCUAUACACUCUAUGAAUAAUCUACUUCCCUUUCCCCUCAAAUAAGUAGGUAUUUCAAAAUAAAUGAAGUUUUACAAUUUUUAGGACAUCUUGAAAUGUCGGUCCAAACCAUUGGAAUCAUCUUGCCACUUUUUUUCAAUGAAGUCAUUUUGACUGGUCAGGAAGGCUUUUUCAUUGUUAGUCACGUACUUCCAUUUUUACCAAUUAUUCAACUAUGUUGGUGAGAAAUUCUUGUAAGUCCUUGAUAUGCCGGUAAAAAAUAAUACUUAGGUACCUGGAAAUUAUUGUAAGCUACUAAUUGCAUGCGGCUUAAAAGCCAUUGGAAACCUUUUCACCGUUAUUUCAUCAUAAGUUAAUUACUUUCUGAUGCACCUAAAAUCUUUUUUAAAAAGUCCGUUCAAUAAAAAUGAAGGUGUUUACAAUCCCUACUAAGUGAAAGGUGACAAUAAUAACGAAUAUUUGAAAUUAUUCAGGCUCUAUAAUUUUUUUUCAGGACGGUAAUUUUUAAAUUCUCAAAAUUUGAAAAAAAAACUAUAAAUAGUUCAAAUACGAAUUAGGUACUUUUGGAGCAUGCUCUUAAAAAAAAGUAAAUCCAAUGCUUGUUCAGAUUAGAGAGGAACAUUUUUUUUUUUAGCUGGUAUCCAGUUCCUUUAUAUGCUUUGGGGCCCAUUCAAUUCCAUAAAAUGUUUGAAAAAUUGAUAUUGAGCACGUGCUGAGGUCAAAUUUAUUUCAGUUUUCCCCACGAAAUUUCCAGCCCAAAAAUGAUCAUUAAUUUGUAAUUAAAGUAUACCUAUCUACCUAUACCUGGUUAUAUGUUCACCAAAAAUUUAUUUUCACACAAAUUACAGAUUACCCGAAGGACAAAAGAAAAACUAAACUGCUUGUCGCAGGAAAAAUGGGUAAAAUGACCGCAAUCAGUCUUUUGUAUCAUUUAGGAGACAUUCUGUGGCUUUUUUUCUUAGCAUGUGGCUACUUUUUAAUAGCCACCAGAAAAAAUAAUUUGUGAUUGACUAAUGAAAAGAAAAAAAUUACGGAAAGUUUAUUUCAAUGACACGCAAUAUAAUAACGCUAACCAAAUAUCCGCCCAAGUAUGGUAUAAAUUCAUUAAUUUUUUUGAUAAAAAACCGCACAUGUAAUUUCUCUCAAUUCUGAGUAUUAUUAGAAAAUUUGAAAGUGAAAACUGUUAUUUAAAAAAAAAUGCAGGAUGAGAUACCUACUAAUGUUGCUUGUGUAUACCUAUUAAUUAAUUUCAUUAUUCGAAGAACUUUUGUCAUUUAUUCUGGUAGAAAUUUCACGUGCUUUUUUUUGAAAAAUGAAAUAUUUUCGUACAGGUAUGCUAAAUUAUUGCUAUUCUGCAUGAGGUUUAUAGAACGUUGUUUAACAUUUUAGCUUAUAAAGACUUUUUUUCGCGAGCCAUGAAGCGAAAAGUGAUUCGCUCGUUGAUCUUUGUUUUGGACGGAAUUGGCCUUAACAUUACAACCGAAAAAUUGGAUUCAAAAAUUUGGCGAUACGUUUGUUGUAUGUUGUUAUUCAUAUACACGAAUUUUACAUUAAUUAUGUACUCGUUCACCCAUCGAGAAAAUUUUUUCGAAGCUGCAUCUCCAAUAAUUUUCAUCGGAGGCUCAAAUAUCAUGAUGGUCGGGGUUUCCGCAAUAUUCUACCAUAGGCAAAAACUUCGUCAAAUGUUGUUCAACAUGGACUGCGGCAUGUUCACAUACCCGGACGAAGAUCGUAUUCCAGUGAAUUAUUCGUGGAUUUUGAACGAAAAAAAUAACGCGAAUGUUUAUUAUUUGGUUUUGCUGGUGAUCUUAUUCGCCUACAGUGUAUUACUUACCAUGGCUGUGCUACAAUGGUGCUUGUAUAAACAAAUAAAAAUUUUCAUCUACCCCAACUGGACUCCGUGGAAAGGCGGUGGAGCGACGCAUCAAAUCUCUUCGUUGAUUCUACAACAUGUAACGGUUAUCUGCGGUCUUUGGUUUUUCUACAUUGUUUGUAUAUUUCUGAUUGCGACUGCUAUUGAAUUUGCUAAACAAGUUGAACGACUAUGUGCUGCUGUACAGUCACUUGACCAAAGAACGAAGGUAAUGACGUUGAAAGAAUGCAAUAGAACAGAGGUUCUAUUUCAAAUUCAAGAUGAUACUUUGCGUAAGAAUGUUCAGAAUUUACAAGAGUCCAAGUUCAAUAAUAAAUUCAACGCAUUUUUCAAAGAAAAUAUCAUCAAUUGCACUAGACAUCAUCAGAUAAUAAUAACGAAUUAUAAAUUAUUUCACGCUGUAUUCCGAACGAUUUUUUCAGUUGAAUUGACAUAUUGUUCAGUGACGUUGAGCUUAGGACUGUUUUAUAUGAUUUAUGCUCCAAAUCUUCAACUUGUCAUGAAUUCCUUCGUAGUGAUUUUGGUUGUAAUUAUGAAUUUUUUCACUCGAUGUUUCAUAGGAGAACAAUUUGCAAAGUUGAAUAUUAAACUAAGAAAUACUGUGUUCUACGAAUCCCGAUGGUACGAACAAAGCAAAGAGAACUGGCAAUUAUUAUUCUUAUUUCAUAAUCAAGUCAGCUAUCCCAUCAACUUGAAAGGAUUUUCAGUGAUCCAAGCAUCAUUGACCACUUUUACAAGUAUAAUUCGAACAGCGUAUUCAUUUUUCAGUGUUUUGAAAAGGUCAGUGUAGUAAUAUUGGUACCUAUAGUAUCUAUGUAUAUGCAUCUAUCUAGUGCGAGAAAUCAUUUUGAAUAAGCAGGCUUCUAUGACUUAUAGGUAAUUCAGAAAUCGUUGAACUGGCAUAAAAAUUAGAGAAGUUGAUUGGAAACCUAGCUAACUACCUAGGUAUUCAAAAUAAGAUAGAAAUGGUCUAGAUUGCGUAGUGCGCAUGUACCUACAUAAGAUAAGGGCACCUAUAAUUCCAGUGAUGAAUUUCAUGCACCUAAAUACCUAUCUCCUUGAUUGGAGGGUUCCACUUUGAGGGAUUACUGGGUCACAAGUAUGUACUAAUGAGUGGACAAGCAGACAGUCAAAAAAGUAGAGAUCACAGUGCAAGGACACCAUAAUACGUAUGAAGUCAUCUAACUACUCUCUGUCUCUAGAAAAUUAUAAUCAACAGGUAUGUAACAUAACAUCACAGAUGGCUGUACCUUAACCACCUUUAUGUAGGCUCGUGCAGGCUCUUGAAAUUGGAGUUAAUUCUGUCAAAAUUCAACCAUUUCUGAAAAGAGUUCAGAUACUUUGCUAAUUUUUUUUAUUGAAGUGGAAGUAGAGGGCUGAGAGAUAGAUAAACAUAUAAAAUUUGACCAUAAUCUUGUGCGAUAGGUAUGUCUAAACAGUAAACGCUGAUAGGUAAAUUUUUCAGCGCAUAGGUUAUUACAGAUCUGACAUUCUUUUGAUUAGGGUAGAGGGUGGCGAGGUUAAAAAUAUGACAUUUGAUCAUUUGAGUACCUUAGAGUCAAACCCAGAAUUCUCCAAAUUUUUCAAAAAUGAGAUUAUGAUUGUUUUGGGUACAGUUAGUAGGUACGAAUAUAUUGCCAUUUUCCGUUUUUACCUAUCUGACACAAUGACGCUGUCAGGGGGGGGGGGGUCCAAAGUACCAAGUUGGAGUCAAACUCCGAAAAAUGUCCAAAAUUUUCAAAAAUGAGAUUAUGGUCGUUUUGGGUACAGUUAGUAGGUACGCAUCAAUUGCCAUUCUACAUUUUACCCUAUCCAAUACCAUGAUGGUUAGGUGGUCCAAAGUACAGGGUUCGAGUCAAACUUUGAAAAAAAUACUUCAAAAAAAUUUUUUUUUUCAUUCCAGUCGAAUGUAAACAACCUUGAGAUACUUUCAACAGACUUAAAUCUAGAAUCAUCCCUCAUUUUAUCAUACAUUUUUGUGUAUUUUCGACAGUUUUUACAGACUUGGAGUCAAAACCAGAAUUCUCCAAAAUGGUAUCAUGAAUUACUGCUAUGGAAAGACUUGAAAAAAAAUUUUUUUUUGUUCGAAUGUUACCCGAAGCACUAUGUAUAGGCGAGAUCAAAAACCUGCCAGUACUGAUACCCGCCUUCCAUCAGUUUUUUGCGUUUUUCUCAAAAUAGUGAAAAGUGGAGAAUUCUGGGUUUGACUCUAAGGUACUCAUUUAUGUCAAGUGAUAUGUCUGCAUGUAGGUUUUCGAGCCAGUAGAUCACGAAUCUUAAAUACCCUCAUAUAAACCUACAGCAUAUGCAGAGGAAGUGAAAACCUCUAACAAUAAGCGUCAGGUUGAAUACACCAACUUACCCCACUACACCUUACAAAGUACAUACAUACUUUAAAUUGGAAUUUUCUACUCAUGUUUUGAAUUUUUGAAAAUGUAUUAAAUUUUGAGAUUGGAAUAAUUGCUGGAAAAAGGAAAAACUGAAAAAUAAAAGUCACAGUUUGCAAUUUUUUCAGAUUUUAGUUUUGAUAAUGCUUGGUUCUAGUUUUUUACCUUUCUGAAAAUUUCAAUUUUAGUUGAAAUUUUUAAUUUUUUUUUAUCUUGAGAAAAAGUGAAAAAGAGUGAUUUUAGUUUUGACCACCUCUACUUAUUUUGUAUUUGAGUAUUGUUGAAGAAAGGGAAGUUACGGUUUAAAUUUGAAGAAAAAAAACUAGCAAAAAAAAAUAUCCAAAAAAGUCGAAAAAAGAGAAUAAAAAUUAAAAAAUUUUCAUAAUUUUCAGUUUCAGUUUUCUAGCCUUGAUUGCGGGAAUUUAAACUAAAGAAAUUUUUCACGUGUAUUUUUAUGUAAUGUCACAACUCGUUUUUCAUCGUCUAAGCUUAAAACAACAAUAAUUGUUGACUUCUAAGUUUAACAAGAAUUUCAAUUUUACAAAAGGGUUCAACAAAACACCGCGAACAGAAAGUUUCUGUUUUAAAAAUUAAACUACCUUACCUAUGGAUAAAUUCGAAUGAGGACUAACAAUUUUUUCAUUUUUCGAAUAAACAGGGUAGGGAAACUGGAAGGCUAUUCUCGAGUCAUCCAGAUUCAAUUCAUAACUAGGUAUAAUCUAUUUGGUACCUAUAGUUGAUAGGCCUAAAAAUCGUUUCAAUGUAAAUAUUAUGAUGUGUGAACUUCAUUAAAAAAAUCCAACAAGAAGAAGAAAGCAUUACGCUUAAGUUACGUAAAUAUUCGCGUCACAAUAAUUACUAUGUACCUACGGUGAAUAUCUGCAUCCUGCGUUAUGCGUUGAAAAUGAUCUGUACACAUAUAGCCUGCCUAUUUAUUUAUCUACAAAAUGCAUUUAUUAUAGGUAUUAUCUAUAAGUAUGUUGAAAUAAGACACUUUAUAACACUAAUAUGUAGAUAUACUAUAUAUGUUUAUGUACAUCGUCAUGAAAUAUUCAGUUAUUCAGCAUAAGUGAGACACGCAGAAUAAAACAGUUAAAAUGCGAAAUUUAUAAACUGGUAUAGGUACAUUGGAUAAACACCGCCGUGGUUUACGGUUUUAUAAUCGAUCAAUGUAAAAUAGGUACUUAUCGCUUAGAUGAUGUUCUUUGCAACAGAAUUGUCAUACUUUUGCAAUAAAAUUUACUCAAUGGAUUAA
This is a messenger RNA of Planococcus citri (citrus mealybug), 6560 nucleotides long. RefSeq lists its product as uncharacterized. Lineage: Eukaryota; Metazoa; Arthropoda; Insecta; Hemiptera; Pseudococcidae. Gene Ontology annotation, molecular function: olfactory receptor activity; odorant binding. The record is from RefSeq and is a predicted model, not a curated record. Bases 2461 to 3708 code for a protein of 415 amino acids. Gene Ontology annotation, biological process: sensory perception of smell; detection of chemical stimulus involved in sensory perception of smell. The transcript is spliced from 4 exons. Gene Ontology annotation, cellular component: plasma membrane.